ACCUCCUGUGGUGAAUGGCGGAUGUUGACGGAUUCACAACGGUCUCUCCAUAUCUCUCUCCCUGAGUUGAAUCUUCCUUUCUUUAUUAUCCUUUUGUUUUUCGUAUUGUAUGUGAGGAUUCUCCUUCUCACCACCUUCCUAUAAACGCUGUUUUGACUCGGCUUGCAGCGCCCACAUCCAUCUGAAAUCUCCUCUUCUUGUUCGCAUUUGUUUCUUCGUCUAUUUCUUCUGGUUGGCUAAAGUCUUCAGUUAUAAUGAAUUGGAAAUCACGACACCCAUUUGGAAAUUCUACGUCCUCUGCCUUCUUUUGAUGUUUUGUUUAUCAUUUCCGUCAUUUGAUCAACUACCCACUUCGUAACUUCUUUUAUUUCUCCUUCUCUUCGUGGUUUCUUCUUGUCUUCUGCUAUUUCUUCUUCUUUUCAUAUUUCUUCUGCCAUUUUCGUCAAAUUAAACUUCUUCUCGCUUCGCCAGUUUCUCUACCUUUGUCUAUAAUGAUGCUAUAAAAUCUGUUCGCAGUUACUUCUUGGUUAAGGUUACAGGAGUCUUAUUUGACUCUCAAUUCUUGCCACUCUUCGGAUUCGCUGGUUUCUUGCCCACUUUAUUGAUUUUCUUGCGUUAGCACCAUCGCCACCAUGUCAAGAACUGGGCAACGUUAUGCCAAUUCUGCAAAUCGCGCGAGUAACCCGUUUGAUUCUGACUCCGACGAUGACAUAAGGCCCCCGCCGAGGCCCACAAGACGGUCGUCCGAGCCCGUUCUCCCGGCCAUCUCCAGCAACCCCUUUGAUGACGACCAUGACAAGGCAGGGCCUGGAAAAACCGGUUCCGGAAACCCAUUCAGCGAUGGUGAAGGCGUUUCUGAAAGUCAGCAACAGUCGAAGGGCGGCAAUAGUCGUUACAGGAUCAUGGGUGGCGGAUUCGUCGCCCAGGUGAAGGAGAAGGCCGCCUCCAUCGGCGGGUCUGCCAUGUGGACGGUCGGGAAAUCGAAGGAAGACGGGGCUGCGCAAGCUCAGACGCUAAAGCCCAAGAGUACGGCAGAAGAGCAGAAGCAGAGGGAUGAAUUGUUCACGUCUCAAGCACAGGUGGAAGAUUCCACUUCAAAUUCUCGUUUUUCGGUGCCGCGGGCGGCGAGAGAUCGCUACAAGAACGACUUCCGCGAUGAGGGUGGGUUUGAGAACCAGUCGGUCCAGGAGCUGGAGAAUUAUGCGGUCUAUAAGUCGGAGGAGACGACGGAUGCCGUGAACAACUGCCUGAAAAUUGCAGAGGAUAUAAGGGAAGACGGGACGAGGACGAUGAUCAUGCUUCAUCAGCAAGGAGAGCAGAUUGAAAGGACACAUAUGCAGGCAGUGGGCGUAGAUCAAGAACUUAGCAGGGGGGAGAAGCUGCUGGGUAGUCUCGGUGGGAUCUUCUCAAAAACCUGGAAGCCAAAGAAAACUCGACAAAUUACUGGUCCAGUGAUUACAAAAGGCGACUCCUUCAAAAGAAGAGCAGCACACACAGAACAGAGGGAGCGGUUGGGAAUAGCUCGUGGUCCCAAGGACAAAUCUGGGACUCGAGAGCAUCCUUCUGCAUCAACUGCUCAGGAAAGAAUCCAGUUGGAAAAAGAAAAGCAAGAUGACGCCCUUUCUGAUUUGAGCAACUUGCUGGGUGACCUGAAGGUUAUGGCAGUUGACAUGGGAUCUGAGAUAGAAAGACAAAACAAAGCAUUGGAUCACCUCCAUGAUGAUGUGGAAGAGUUGAACUAUAGAGUGAAAGGUGCUAAUGAACGUGGCCGCCGUUUGCUAGGGAAGUAACCCUUUUUCAGCAGUGGGAGACCAGCUCUUGUCAAUAUAACAAUCCAACUCUGGUGUACUUCAUGCUGUUCAUAUAAUACUUUUUCCUCUCCCAUUUAUGUAACAGUUAAGACAAACUUCAUAUACUUCACUUUUUAGAUCGGCUUGUUGAUAUCUGUAAGAGUGAAUUUCUGCAAUGAGAAUUGAUGAUCUCAAGCCACUGAUUACUGAAACAUUGGACACAGUUAUGAUCAAUAACCAUUAUAAUAUAUUUGGAAAGCAA
This is a messenger RNA of Nymphaea colorata (pocket water lily), 2052 nucleotides long. Its product is annotated as SNAP25 homologous protein SNAP33. The record is from RefSeq and is a predicted model, not a curated record. The transcript is spliced from 5 exons. Lineage: Eukaryota; Viridiplantae; Streptophyta; Magnoliopsida; Nymphaeales; Nymphaeaceae. The coding region runs from base 633 to 1790 and encodes 385 amino acids. Gene Ontology annotation, molecular function: SNAP receptor activity. Gene Ontology annotation, cellular component: SNARE complex; plasma membrane.